This is a messenger RNA of Bombus impatiens (common eastern bumble bee), 4751 nucleotides long. It is a transcript of the gene NFAT, whose product is annotated as nuclear factor of activated T-cells 5. Gene Ontology annotation, cellular component: transcription regulator complex. The transcript has 6 exons. Gene Ontology annotation, biological process: regulation of transcription by RNA polymerase II. Gene Ontology annotation, molecular function: transcription factor binding; DNA-binding transcription factor activity, RNA polymerase II-specific; RNA polymerase II cis-regulatory region sequence-specific DNA binding. The coding region runs from base 593 to 4579 and encodes 1328 amino acids. The record is from RefSeq and is a predicted model, not a curated record. Lineage: Eukaryota; Metazoa; Arthropoda; Insecta; Hymenoptera; Apidae.
GAAACGCCAGUGUGCGUCUGACAGUCGUUGCGAUCAGGCGAUGUACCUUGAACGGUAUAUCGAUUCGUUUGUGUUUGCUUGAUCGUUCAUAUUAUCGUGUGAACAACAUCGAACUGGUGCUGUGUUGGUUAAGAAAGUGCUGCUAUUUCAGAGAAAGAUAGACAUUUUCUUCGGAAUUCAUUUCAUUUUUCUCGAUUCUUCAUUGUAAACAGAAAGGAAGAAAGAGGAAGAGAGAAACCUCUUUUCACGAAUUUCCAUUCGAUUCGAUCAUCGUACCAGAGACUACAUACACACGUUGAGACUGGCAAUUUUUUUUGGAAACGAUCCAAAAUCAAGUUUUUACCAAACGAUUGCCUAAAUCGAUCGAUCGAUCGAUUCGCGAACGGAGGUAACUUAGAACACGUGCACCUCGAGAGUGAUAUGGAACAAGUUGCUCGUACGACGAGGCUCAAUCGUGUGGAGAGGCAGUGCGAAGUGAAAGCGCGAAGAUCGAUCGUUUCAAUCUUCGGAGAUCGUCGAUCGACGCGUGAAAUAUACGCUUGAGAACUACAGAGAAGAUCACUUCUCGGGCCUUCUGGUCCUCGGAGACCUCAUGGCACCCGAUCUUGAGAAAAGGCGGCAAGAACUUAGGAGGACCAACAGUUGUACCUUGGAACAGGGGCACGAGCACCUUCAAAUGCUUCUGCAACUUCGAUGCACCGGAAAUGCAUUGAUCGAGCCUUAUCGACACGGUAACAAUGCAGCUGGUCGAUCAUCAGCGGUGACAGGAUCGGUUCAUAGAAGCACCGUCACGUCGAGUAGCCGCGCGCAUUCCGCCUCAAGAAGGAUCAGCCACCAGCAACGCCAGCAACAACAAUCACAAUCGCAGCAACAGCAACAGCCUAAGAUAUCCUUAGGAUCUUUACGAAACUCGGAUGAGCACGGAUCGAGAGGCGGCUCGGCACAGGACAGUUGCGAUAGCUCCAACGAUUCCGGCCUCGGCUUCGAGGACCGUCAACAACACCUUACGAACGCAAACGCUUGGAACGGCGCCGGCGAGGAGGAUUCAAAGAGGAGAAAGAUGGACAUUAAGCUGGAGUCCGAGGACGCGAACUUCUCCUUCCCGGAGGUUACACACACGACCAAUUCUGACAGCAAGACGGCCAAUAGAGGCUCGUCCAAUGGAAUAGGUGGAUUAGCUACGAUCUCAGGAAACAGGACAGGAAACGGAGCCACGGGGAGAGUGGUGGAAGUCUCGAGAUCUCGUCCAGGCUUGGGUGUCCUUGCUAAGAGGACUCAGCAGGGCCCUGUCACCCUCACCUCUCAACUGUGUACUGCUUCUACAGAUGGAAAGGUGCAAUUGCAAAUUAUCUGUCAACCCGAGCAGCAGCACAGAGCUCGUUAUCAGACGGAAGGUUCGAGAGGAGCAGUGAAGGAUCGAACCGGAAAUGGAUUUCCAAUUGUUCGUCUCGUUGGUUACGAUAAACCAACUACCCUUCAAGUUUUCAUCGGCACGGAUCUUGGUCGUGUCGCUCCCCAUAUGUUUUACCAAGCUUGCCGUGUAAGCGGUAAAAAUUCAACGCCAUGCAUCGAACGAAAAAUCGACGGUACCAUCGUGAUCGAGGUGGACAUGGAUCCAGCGAAAGACAUGAUGGUCACGUGCGACUGCGUCGGUAUUUUGAAAGAACGGAACGUCGACGUGGAGCACAGAUUCCCUCAGGAAGCCGGAGUGCUUCAAGGACGUAGCAAGAAAAAAUCAACUCGUUGUCGCAUGGUUUUUCGUACUAGAAUCACUCAUCCCGAUGGUAGUUCGGAAACUUUGCAAGUUUGUUCUCAACCGAUAGUUUGCACUCAACCACCGGGAAUACCGGAGAUCUGUAAGAAAUCACUCACAUCGUGUCCAUGUACCGGAGGAUUAGAAUUAUUUAUACUUGGAAAGAAUUUUCUGAAAGAUACUCGCGUAGUAUUUCAACUAGACAACGAUGAUCUAUCGAGUAGUUUGGAGCCGCAUUGGGAGUGCGCGGUUCUACCUGACAAGGAGUUUCUGCAACAAACGCACCUGGUUUGUGUGGUACCUGCAUACAGGCGGCAAGAUCUGGCACCCUCGGAAACGGUUAGCGUAAAAUUGUAUGCGGUAUCGUCUGGAAAAACGAGCGAGCCUCAUACUUUCCUUUAUACCGCUGCAUCUACGCCACCCGAGCCAUCUGUGGGCAAAAUCGAGUCUAUAACUUCGCCUCUAUCCACUACUAACGGUGAUACUACUCUAGCAACAUCUCCUGCAGCAGUGUCUCUAACUACAGGUGUAACAUCAAACACUCUGAUUACACAAGCAGCCGCAGGAACAGCAAAUUUCUUAACGACUAUACAGCCACAACAGCCAACAUCUCAAACACCGGAAGCUCUUAAGAGCGAUCCAAGUCCGCCACCGGUGACGGCAUCCUCUCAGGUAACACCCGUUAUGAUGUGGGCUGCACAAAGUUCAAAUUGUCAAAAUUCACCGCCUGACGUGAUGAUGCCGCCACCAGCUUUGGUAGCGAAUCCGCUUUUAAAUCGCAGAUCAUCUUCGAAUCUUCAAUUAAUUCUGCCAGAUAAUUUGAAGACCGAGGUACUAGACGAGAAUAGCGAAAACAGUAUGAUUAGCGAAAACAGCAUGCAGAGUAUACCGACGCCGACUGCGAACAGUUCGAAUGGUACCAGCCCGUUGCAACAGCUCGUCAGCGAGAAUUCGAGGGAAGCACCUCAGGCUAAUAUGAUUAGGUCAGUUCCUGUGACGGCGAACGGUUCACCUGUGCAAGAGGCGGUCAAUCUCCUCGGCGUGGUAGAUCUAAUGCGAAAUCCACAUCCAUUGUCGUUGGUGUCGACACACCAGAACACCUUCGGAGGUAUGCACGAAACAUCUCAAGUCAAAGUUCUAAGUCCUCAUCAUAUCAACAAAGAAACUAAUCCGAUGUUGCCGGCAGAAGGCAGUCCUAAUGGAAGUCUUCAGGGCGGCGGUGUUGUUGAUCUUCGCAUGAAGCAUCAUCAGUCGGAGUUCGCUACACUACCAAAUUUUACCGCUACAUCAAACGGACAGCUACCUGCACAGAGUGCCCAUAGCGUAGAAAAAUAUCUCAACCAUAUCGAAUCGAACGUCAAAGAGGCUGAGGGUCAAGAGAAUGGAUUCGUAGGUACCAUACAACAACGAGCUUCCAUUAUUACUACAGGACGCCAGCCUCAGCAAGGACAAGCUUCCAAUAUUUUAGCUUCUUCCCCUCAAGGCGUCAAGUUAGAUACUCUCGUUAACUCUGGCGCUGAAUCUCAUCAAUUGGUGUCCCCUCUGCGUACCGUAAAUCCCAAUAGUAAUACCAUAAUGAGUCAUGUUUCCGCAGUUACUGAUCACGAAACGAUCUCGAGCCCCCAACAAAAUAGAAGUAGUCCACCAAAUAACGUCAAGACGAUUCUCGAAGCUUUCCUGCCGGGUCAAACCGUGACACCUUUGCCAGGGAAUGCUGCAACGUCCGUUCCAUCGCCCGCAUCAGUGGUCUCGGAGCAGACUAACGGCGAUAGUUUGCUCACUACUAUCAACGCUGCUCUUUUACCGUCGAUGCAGGAGCCGUCCGUGGCUGCGACCGGUACGUCGAAUUCUAACGUUAGUGUACCAUCUCAUAAUCCGUUACAAGUUACGAACGAGAGUAUGUCGACAGCGGCGGAGCACAUUCCGCAGAUUCCGGGUCUUAUACAACAAGAUGUUGUAGCGAUUCAACAAGCGCAUCAAGUGGAACAGGUUGUCGCACAAGCGCAACAGCAAGUCGAACAGGUUGUCGCCCAGGCACAGCAGCAAGCGGUCCAAGCUGUGCAACAGGCGCAGCAGCAAGUUGUUCAACAUGUGGUGCAGCAUGCGCAAGUUGUCCAGCAGGCUGUACAACAGGUGCAAGCGGUACAACAAGUUCAAGUACCGGCAGUUCAGCAAGCUGUCCAGCAAGCAACGCAGGAAGUAGUUCAACAAGCGGUGCAGCAAGCUACGCAGGAAGUUGUACAACAAGUUCAAGCUGUUCAGCAAGCGGUUCAGCAAGCGCAAGCGGCUCAAGCGAUGCAACAGGCGGUGCAACAAGAUAUCGGUUCCAUGUUAAAUCAGCCGGCAGGUUUCGUUGCUGAAGCUAGUUCAGCUCUAGCGAGUGGAGCGGCCCAGGAACCAUCUCAACAAAGGCUAACUAAUUAUGCUGAGCAAGCGAUUAAUAAUGUAAUUACUAACGCUACUCAAGAUAUUAUUAACAAUCGACCCAUUACUACGACAACCGCGCACGCCAUUAUCGCAACGAAGAACAUAUUAAAUAGUGUGGCCACUCAAAGCGCGCAAUUAAUGAACAGUGCUAUGGAGGGUAUUUUGCCUAAAUCACCUUCAGGUCAGAAUAAUAUCGUUGAACAAGUGGCGAAUAAAACACCCAACAGUCAAAAUGUAAACCCACCUAUAACAAAUGCAGCUAAUAGUGCAAACGGUACAACUGUUAGAAAGCAGGAAGAUGGUAUGUUGCCUCAAGAGCUUACCUCGAUGUCAGAGCAUGAUCUGUUAAGCUACAUAAAUCCGAGCUGCUUCGAUCCUCAAAACGGUUUUCUUAUGUAGUACUGCCGUAUUCUUGUCAUUAAAAUAUAAUUGUGUAUUCGAUGUAUCUUAGGAUACAGAGAGAAGGCGUGAGGGAAAGGAAAUGUGUGAGCGAGCCAGCGAGAGAGAGAGAGAGAGAGAGAGAGAGAGAGAGAGAGAGAGAGAGAGAGAGAGAGAGAGAGAGAGAGAGAGA